Messenger RNA from Coccidioides immitis RS, 1465 nucleotides. RefSeq lists its product as uncharacterized. The transcript has 3 exons. The coding region runs from base 59 to 1105 and encodes 348 amino acids. The record is from RefSeq and is a predicted model, not a curated record. Lineage: Eukaryota; Fungi; Ascomycota; Eurotiomycetes; Onygenales; Onygenaceae.
ACCGCAUCCAAUAUCACUUCCGCUCUGCUUCACUCCAGCAUUGCCACCUGUAACAGCGAUGCCCCCAGACCUCAAUUCUCUCCCACCAUCUCGCUCCACGUCUUUAUCUCCCUUCCAAACUCGAACCAUGCAGUCUUCCUCUGAGGAUAGCGGUUCCCAAUCGCCACCUCCCCGCUCGUCAUCCGUGUCUCUUCAAGCUGCCGCGACUAUGAAUGCCGCGGAUCUCUCCCACCGCUCUUCAACAAGAUCACCACAAGCAAACAGAGCUGCAGAGCGCCGUCGUUCAGCCGUUGCCAUGAAUUUGAACCUCAAUGAUCCCACCAUACCCGGCCCGGGCGAACUAUCAAGUAGCGACCAUAGGUCCUCGCUCAGAGACUCGUUGACUCAUAGCCCGAUGAACCUGGGAAGCCCUAUGGUUGCUACUGGCGAUCCUCAUCAUCACCAUCGAACUCCUUCGCUGGGAGAGAUUCAUCAAGAGCUCGAGCAGGAGCAGGAGGCCCAAGUGAACCGCCUUCUUCUGAUGAUCCGUAACCAGCAAGCUCAGCUCCAGCAGAUGCAACAGAUGCAGCAACAGCAGAACUCUGGUAGCGGGUCGACCGCCGUUGAAGACUCGACUCCCACGUCAGAGCGAUCCAUAUCAUUUUCGUCGGUCCCACCACUCCCACAGCCGAUUCCGCACCAUCACCGUCGAAGAUCGUCACUUCACCAUCAUGCGGGUCACUCGUCAAGACGGGAUUCCACCAACACCACCGCAUCAUCGGUGCCAAACCCGCCGGGAUUCCAACCGGAUUUUAGCCUCACGGGCCCAGAGUGGGUUGCCCUGGGAGGCGAUGGAGCUGGACGACGAUGCAGCCGCGACGAGAGUGCAUUUUACCAAGCAGAAACAGCAAACUUGACGCGGGAGAAUCAAAUGCUGCGUCUGAGAAUCAGGGAACUAGAACGACAAGUCAGCCAAUUGACCGCAUCGCCUCCACACAUGCCAGUUGCACCCUCGAACUUGACGUCGUCCACAUCCGCUGAAUCAGUCCCAGCUACGCCAAGUGUAUCGGAGGGUGAACCGCCUCUAGCCUCUCAGCCAAGCUCCAGAGAAAUCGGAAAGGAAUGAAACAGAAACGACCAGGGCUCCUUAUUAAACAGCAGACGGGUGUGCUUAUCAUUAUUCCCCUAACAUAUGGCUCCACCCACUCAUCCAUGAUGAUUUGCUGCAAGUCGCGCUUUAACGCUAUGACGGCAGAAAUAUCUCAAGUAUCUACCGGGCGAAGCGUCCUUCUAGAGUUCCCGGCAGACACACGGUUCGCUCUGCUCAGGAUAGGCAUGACCACAGGUCCUAGGAUAUCGUUCUGCUCUAGAAGAUUUAAAGGGGGUGGAGAGGUGCUUAGACACGGGGCUCUCAAAAUUAUGAGCUCCAUAGAUCCUGUCCACUUUUCACUAGGGAUGAAGGUUAUUAUGUAUUCCAUGUACUGUA